Messenger RNA from Trichoderma atroviride IMI 206040, 1300 nucleotides. The record is from RefSeq and is a predicted model, not a curated record. Lineage: Eukaryota; Fungi; Ascomycota; Sordariomycetes; Hypocreales; Hypocreaceae.
ACGGGCAUCACAAGCUCCCAGGCCGCUCCGGCCACUGCUCCCCCUCCCCGGCACAUGUGCUAUACUAACCCAUAGGACCAGACACUUCCAGUAUUAUUUUCGAGAGCCUCGUUUUGGCAGCGAGAGCACAUCUUCUUGAAAUCGAAAAGACACAAUCGCCUUGUUUCACCGCCAGCCGCCAUCUUCUCCCCCGCGCGUGUCAUAUUCUUCGCAACUCUACAGCACAAUGUCAUCGGCUCUGGCUAGGGUGAGCACACCCGCGAAGCAGGUCGCGACAGCCCCAACUGCCAAUAGUCCAGGCACAUGGAGACAUCCCCGACUCCACGAGAUCGCCAGGCGCCGCGAUGCCUCAAACUUCUCCGAGAAAAAUGUGCGGCGCAUUAUCUAUAACAUCAUUGCCUUGCUGUUGAUGUGGUGCCUCCAGCUGCUGGCCAAGUUCAAGCUCGACGCGCAAAUGUUCCCCAAGUCGUUUCGACAAUACUUUGGCUGGGCGUGGUUUCUCGUCCAGCUGGUGCCCUUUAUCCAGAUUGGCAUGGCAUGCCUGCCGCUUGUCCGCCCCAAGGACGAGCUCUCCGAUAUCCCGCUGACGGCUACGCAGCGGAAACUGCUGGGACUGAACCCGGCACUUGGCACAGCAACUCCCGACGCAAAAUUCAGCACCCCCCCGCGAUAUUCGCGAACGCCGUCCAUGGCUGGAUCUGUGGGGAGCAGAGCUAGUUACAACGGCUCUCCUCUCGAAGGACGAGGAAGCCCUGUCCCUUUUUCUCCAUCCCAGAGCUUUGCCGGCUCCGUCUCCCAAUUCUCCCCCAACCCCAUGGGGAGCCCUCUAUCGCAGAGUGUUAAUGGCAUGAGCCAUAGGACAUCUUCCUUUGGAUCACCAAGCGCCUUUAGCAGCUCCUUCAAUGGCGGCAACUUUGGCGCGAGCACCUCGUCAAAUGUCUUUUCUGAUCCCGCCUCACCAAGCCCGUCAGCAGGUAAGAGGACAAGCAUUGGGCUCAACAGCAAGUGGCUGUACGAGAAGGGAAGGAAAUCAACCUCCGGGAGCACUUGGGUUUACUGAUACAAAAGAGAUUGUCUUGGCUUUGGAAUUUCUGUAUCAAAUGGCACUUUUGGGGAGGGAGACGCUGCCGUCCCUCAGGGCUGGACGUAUCAAACAAAAGGGCGAGUGCCGUUUUGUGGGCCGGCGUGCCUGUAGGCAGCAUUGUAUAGACUGGUCCGUCUUUAUGAUAAACGUACGUAACAACAGGUAUUUGGUAAUGAAACAAUCUUUUUCACAGCUACAUGGCUGCAAAGCAUAGCG